Molecule: messenger RNA, 1608 nt
Organism: Metarhizium robertsii ARSEF 23
Lineage: Eukaryota; Fungi; Ascomycota; Sordariomycetes; Hypocreales; Clavicipitaceae
Product: carboxylesterase
Exons: 4
Coding region: 1-1608 (535 amino acids)
Source: RefSeq, a predicted model, not a curated record
AUGGCUCUACGCCUCGUGGCAACUAUAUUGGCCCUGACGGCCUCGGCGUUGGCAGACGCGGCUUCAUGCAACCUGCCUUUGCCCAGUGCCGUCAUCUCUCAGGGCGCCAUCAGGGGAUUUCGCGAUGCCUACUGCAACGCGGUAUAUCUGGGGAUCCCGUUUGCCGCCACCACCGGCGGCAAGAAUCGGUGGCGGCCACCACAAAAUGUCCCCAAGUCAAAGUCUGUAUUCAAGGCCGUGUCCUAUGGGCCGACAUGCCCGCAGGCCAUUCGUAACCCUCGGUAUAGUCGACAGAGUGAGGAUUGCCUGAAUCUCAACAUCUGGGCGCCGCCCAAGGGCAAAAACCUGCCCGUAUUUGUGUACAUGUACGGCGGUGCCAUGGUAACUGGUUCCAAUAGCAACCCCCAGCUGCAGGGCACCAAUUUUGCUCGCAAGGAUGUCAUUUACGUCAACUUCAACACUCGCGAAAGCAUAUUCGCUUCGCCACACUCCGCGGAGCUGCGCAACACCCAUCCGCGCGAGUCGCAGAACUUUGGCAUCCUGGAUGUUGACAAGGCAAUGGACUGGGUUCGAAAGAACAUCAAAGCAUUCGGGGGCAAUCCAGAUCACAUCGUCUUUGGCGGCCAUUCUUCCGGUUCCGUGCAGGUCGAUCACUACCUGUGGAACCAUCCCGACACCUGGCUCAAGGGAGCCGUCCAGAUGAGUGCCAAUGCCAUGUCGGGCCCUCCGUAUGCCCCCGUGAAUGAGGCUCUUGACGUGGUUGCAGCCGAGGUUGGCUGCCCUCCCAGCUCACAUGGCAAAGGCCAACUCGAUUGUCUCCGCGGCGUAGACGUGUACGCCUUCCAGACGGCACGGUUCAACUCGACAUUCAACACAUGGUUCACUCCCGUCAUCGACGGCAUCACUCGUCACUCGAAUUACUUGGCCCGGUUCAAAGCCCGCAAGUAUGCUGCGCAUGUGCCCCUGCUGACCGGCAACGCCGAUGGCGAGGGUACUAUUUUCAGUAUUGUCUACGCAGCCGAGAAUAGCGAUUUCCGAUCAUGGAUCAAGACUUUUGACGCCGACAGCUCCCACAUUCCAGAGUGCGCUCUUGUCCGCGCGUAUAAGCCCUCUGACUUUGCCAGCGGCCCCCUUCGUAGCGGUGUCCAGUAUGGCGAUGCUCGUUUCAACUGCCCCGUUGACUACCUCGUCGACAUGCGAAGCGCUCUCCAGGAUACCUGGGUCUAUCGCUUCUUUGGCGCCUAUGACAACGUCGUUGGGCCGCCCAACACGGCUCCCACGCACGGCACCGAGGUCCCCUUCUUCCAUGGCGGAAACGAAUGCUUCCAGUCCCUCAACAAUGUCACAAAGGAGCAGCAGGCACUGGCCGACUCCAUCCACGACUGGUUUGUUGCCUGGAUCAAGAACCCAGCGGCUGGUCCGGGCUGGGGCAAGGUCUUACCAAGAUCGCAAAAUAUGGCGAAAAUAGGCGUCCCGGGAGAUGAGUUGUCGCUGGUCAAGGGGUUCACCGGGACAUACAACGCUCGAUGCAAGUCGGUAUAUGCUCCUGCAUUUCCAAAAUAUCCUGUUGUCCAGUCAAUCAAGCCUGUUCUCGAGGCACUAUUGUAA